AUGGCAGACCACGACCGAUCCUCGAGCCCCGCCUCGGGCUCUCCUAGAGACUCCAAAGCUUUCAACGAUGUCGUCACCCCGCCACACCUCGAGUCGCCGGAGCGCACUGCCCACAUCGCCGCCGUCGAGAAGCGCCUCAAGCGCAAGAUGGACCUCCAGCUCGUCCCUCUCUGCUUGAUGAUCUACCUGCUCAGCUUCUUGGACCGCACCAACAUCGGCCAGGCGAGGCUCAAUGGCCUCGAGAAGGACCUCAACAUGAGCAAAGACGGCAAAGACUACCGCAUCGCUCUGACUGUCCUGUACGUGCCAUACAUCCUCUUCGAGAUCCCCUCGAACCUCGUCCUCAAGAAGAUCGGACCCUCGAUCUGGAUCCCCUCGCUGCUGGUGGCGUGGGGCCUCGUCUCGACGCUCCAGGGCAUCGUCCACGACAAGACCGGCCUCUACAUCAACCGUGCCUUCCUCGGCUUCACAGAGGCAGGCGUGCUCCCCGCCCUCGCCCUCUACCUCACCUUCUUCUACAAGCCCCACGAGCUCAACCUCCGACAGGCCCUCUACUUUUCCGGCGCCUCCCUCUCCGGUACCUUCGGCGGACUCCUCGCCACCGCCAUCUCGCAGAUGGCAGGCGUUGGAGGCAGAUCCGGCUGGUCCUGGAUUUUCAUUUUGGAAGGUAUCUUCACCAUCGUCUUCGGUUUGGCAGCGUUCUGGAUGCUGCCGAACGAUAUCACGAAGCUGUGGUGGGUGACGCCUGAAGAGGCGGAGCUGGCGCGUACGCGUAUGCUGCCCGCCCCGGAAAAGCCGGUGGAGGGCGGUCUCGAGGCUGCCGGCGACAAGGUGGCCGACCGGGACGUCCUCGGUGCCACUCGCGCCACGGCCGUGGUCGACCAGCAGGAGAAGCACGAGGUGACGGGCAGCUACGUCUUGUCCGAGGUCAAGCGGACGCUCCUCGACCCUCUCGUCCUCCUGUUUGCCGCGUCGGGGUACGCCUACGCCACGCUGCUCUACUCGGCCGCCUUCUUCUCGCCCACCAUCAUCAAGGCCAUGGACAAGUACACCGUCAUCCAGUCCCAGCUGCUCUCGUGCCCGCCCACUGCGGCCGCCUUUAUCGUUUCGGUCGCCGUGGCCUUUGCAUCGGACAGGUACAAGUGGCGCUACCCCUUCGCCGUCGGCUGCAUCAUCCUUGCCAUCAUCGGCACCAGCGUCGCCUACACCGCCAUCGACCCCAAGAUCCGCUACGGAGGCCUCAUCAUCCUCACCUGCGGCACGUAUAGUAUUCCUCCUAUCGGCAUCAGCUGGAUGCUCAACAACACGGCCAGCCACUACAAGCGGGCCACGUCGAUCGCCCUCUACAUUGUCUUUACCAACUGCGGCGGCAUCACGUCGACGUGGCUCUUCAACAACAACGAGGCGCCGCGGUUCGAGCGCGGCUUCCUCGUCAACCUCUGCCUCUGCUGCGCCGCCAUCGUCCUCGUCACUGUCGCCGAGCUGCUAAUGGUCAUGGAGACCAAGAAGCGCAAGGCCGGCAAGCGCGACCACCGCGUCACUGAGCUUCAGGCCAAGGGUUGGUCCGACGCCCACAUCAAGGACUACCUCGGUGACCGACACCCGCAGUUCGAGUACACCCUCUGA
Pseudozyma flocculosa PF-1 is the source of this 1626-nucleotide messenger RNA. RefSeq lists its product as uncharacterized. Bases 1 to 1626 code for a protein of 541 amino acids. The transcript is spliced from 3 exons. NCBI's taxonomy places the organism in Eukaryota, Fungi, Basidiomycota, Ustilaginomycetes, Ustilaginales, Ustilaginaceae. Gene Ontology annotation, biological process: transmembrane transport. The record is from RefSeq and is a predicted model, not a curated record. Gene Ontology annotation, cellular component: membrane. Gene Ontology annotation, molecular function: transmembrane transporter activity.